This is a messenger RNA of Knipowitschia caucasica, 324 nucleotides long. The record is from the annotation of a GenBank genome assembly. NCBI's taxonomy places the organism in Eukaryota, Metazoa, Chordata, Actinopteri, Gobiiformes, Gobiidae.
AUGGAGGAGAGAGGGGAUAGAGGAGAUGGAGGAGAGAGGAGACAGAGGAGAUGGAGGAGAGAGGGGAUAGAGGAGAGAGGAGAUACAGGAGAGAGGAGAUGGAGGAGAGAGGAGAUGGAGGAAAGAGGAGUGAACAACUUUACCUACUUCCCCCUUUCACUUCCAGGUCUCUCUGGCGGCAGCUGGGUCCAGGAGCUCAGUCAGCCGUGUGAUUACUGUGAGGCUGUGAGGCCUGUGGGCGGUCCUGAGUCCCGGGGCGGGCCUCUGCAGCCUCGGCCUCUGAGUCGGGGUCCGGCCGCAAUUAAACAGGUCAGCGUGGGGUAA